UCCAAGACUGCUACUUAAUCAAAGUAUGCAGAUUUUGGAUGUAUCAUCCAAUAAGUUUUAUCAAGGGCUUCCAGAGAGUAUCGUUUGGUGAGAUGAAAAAGACACAUGAAUCUUUACAAUAAUGGGUUUCAAGGGAAUCUGCCAUUUUCGUUUGAUAACAAUCAAUUCACCGGAAUUGGAGAUGGGCUGCUUAAUUCAACGGGUCUAGUAUAUUUCGACUUGUCAAAUAAUCUUUUACAAGGUGUCAUCCUAAGCUGGUUUGGAGGCUUCCAUUUCAUGUAUUUUUCUGUUUCAGAUAAUCUUCUAAAUGGUACAAUACCAAGUUCACUGUUUAACAUACCCUUCAAACUUCUGGACCUCUCUAGAAACAAGUUUUCGGGGAGCUUGCCUUCCAACUUUAGUGGGAGGGAUAUGGGUCUGUUGUACUUGUACGACAAUGAGUUUAGUGGGCCGGUUCCAAGUACAUUGCUAGAAAAUGCCAUGCUCCUUGCCAUGCGUAAUAACAAGUUAUCCGGGACGAUCCCACAUUUUAUCAGCAAUAGAUAUAUUCUUUACUAGGGUCGGUCCGCGCUUCGCGCAGGAUGUUUGCUUCGAUUGGUGUUGAGGCGAAACUAUUUGUGUGAUCUAAGUUGUUGGAUAAUUUGUUUGCAUGAAACUACAUGUCCUGUGAUUUUGGCAUAUAUAUCAUUGUCUUUUUGCGGUUGUGAUGUUUGAUUCAUUUUAAAAUUUUGCGCCUAGCAACUGGUAGAUUUGAUUGAAUUUUUUAAUUGGUUUGGUGGAAAUUAUUUGAAUUAGCUCUUUUCAUGGUUAUAUGUAGGCAUGUUUCUUUUUUUUUUUAUUUGGCAAAUUCUUAGACGAUGGUCGAUAAUGGUGACUUUGCGUUAUUGGCUUGAAAUUAUAUUUUGGAUAUAUGAUUUUUAUUGUACUUAAUUUGAAUUUCAUUAACAGUGGAGGGGACAAUCAACACGAACUUUUAAUUUAAAUUUCUUGUACUUCUAUAUAUUUAUUUUUUUAUUACUUUUAAGUGUAUAAACUAAAUCUUUUUCAUACAGGUUUAUAGAUGUAAUGUGUAGACUAACAUAGUUAUGGAUUUAGGUUGGUUUCAACAUGAUAAAAUAUUGGUUCUCACCCUAGUGCUGAUUAGGUUGCGCUUUUUGGAUAAUUUCAGAAAAUCUAGGUAAAAGUCAGUUUUUAGUUAUUUUGGAUUAAAUAUUUAAUAAUUUUUUUAAAAAAUUAGAUAUAUAAUAUUUGGGUAAUUCAAUUCUUCUGAUUAAUUGAAUAAUUUAAAAACAUUUAUGAUAAAAUAUCAACCGGGUAAUUCGUUUGUUUCGUGUAUUUCAGUUAAUAAGCAGUGUUUUAAAAAUAAUUGGUAAUUUUAAAACUAAUCAUAAUUAAUAACUUUAGGUAUAUUAACUAUACUUUAAAUAUUCGGCAACCCAUUUGGUUUUAAGUUUAAUUCUGAUUUUUUUUUCCAUUUUUUGUUUUUCUACUCUACAAAUAUAUGAAAAGUUUGGUUAUUUAUAAAAUUUCUUUUGGUUUCAGUUUGCUUUAAGUAACAAUGUUAGGAAUGGACUAUUGUCCGAUAAAAUAUUGGUUCCAAUUUGGUUCCGGAUUUUCGGGUAAUUUCUGAUAAUUCGGAUAGUAAAUGAGUUUUUAGUUAUUUUGCAUUAAAUAUCAGGCAUUUUAGAUAGCUUUAGAUAUAAAUUAUUCGGUUAAUUUGGUUCUUUCGGCGAUUUGGAAAAUUUUAAAAUAUUUUGUAUAAAAUUUUUAGGGUAAUUCUUUUUUUUUUGUUGUGAGUGUAUAAGUAGUAUUUUAAAAAUAUUUGGUAAUUUUAAAACUAAAAAUAUUUGGUAAUUUUCUUGGUUGGGAAUCGGUUUGGGGUUAAGUACAUAACUUUUUGGUAUUUGUUUAUAUUAAUAUUACAUUCCUAAUAUUUGUUUUGAAAAUAUUAAUCUAUCCUUCUUGUAAGUUUAAUUUUUUUUUUUGAUGUUUCCUUUCAAAUAAAUAGUAAUUUCUAUAAACUCUUUGCAACAUGAAAGACAAUCUUUGGCUUUAACGAUCCUUGUUGAGGAAACAAUACUAUAUAUAUAUAUAUAUAGAUAUAAAUUUUUGAUUUUGACUAUCUUAUAAAUGUUUAAAUUCGUUCUUACUUGUUGCCCAUAAAAAUUGAUGAGCUUUAUAAUCAAACUUCUUGAAUAUGAUCUUCGUUGGUUUUAAAUUUUAAUGUAAAAUAAUUAUUUUAUCAACAGUAGGGCUGUUCUUUUUGUUGACGCUGCCGCAGCGUCCAGCGUCUCAAAAAAUACACUUCAUCGUGGAUAAAUUCUUCAUCUCACUGAUUCUAAAAUAGACGCUAACAGCACCGCGACUGAAAAUUGACCGAGUUUCGUGACGUCAUAAAAACCAGCGACGGAAAAGGUGGAGGAGCGGCUGUGUUUACAAAACCCAGCGUCACCAAUUAAAUGACUGAUGCCGUAAAAAUAGUUAUUUUCUGUAUAAUUUUUGAAACGCUGAAGCUGGUCAACAAAAAAACAGAGCUAGUGGAAAAAAGUUCAGGACUUUUCUUCAAAAAUAAAUCAGUUGAGGAUUUUAUUCAUUUGAGAUGGUAAAACUAUUGAGAAGAAAUUAUCUCACACGUGUUGGUCUCACCCAAAAAUAAUAAUCAAGUCAUCAAGUGUUUGGAUUUUAAGUUACAAAAAAGUGUGUGGAUUUUGACCCAUUUAACGUGUAACUGAAACCACUUGUGAAGCUAAUUUGCGAAAAAAGUGUAGCAUACGACACUGUACAUUUGAUUUGCCCGCUAUGUUCGACGGGUGGAGAUUUUAGUUUUACUUCCUCGAUCUGAUUAUAUGGGUUGGGAGUAGGGUCUAAUAUAUCAACUGCGAGUGUAUGUUCAUUUCCUCCUCAGUUUCGAAGUUGGGUUCUUAUGUGUUUAGCCUAAGAAACUGUGAAAAGUUAGUUUUUUUUUAAUCAGUUCCAACAGGAUUCAUUUCAGGAAAUUGGAACUUGUGUAUAUGUGUUAGCCUGAGAUCUCUGUAGUGUCCGGAAAUGAUAUUUAAAAAUUAUCAUUAAUUUAGUUCGAAGAGUGAAGCUCAGUGUUGUUGGACUUGUGUAUAUGGAGCUCGAAGAGUCAAGCUCAGUGCGUUUUCAUCUGCGGAUGAUGAUGAUGGAGCUAAUGUGCUGAGCAAUGAGAACUCGAGAUGAUAAGGCUUGAGGGACAUGCCAGUGAGUGAAGAAACCGUCGGGCUAUAGCUUAGUGAAGAAGAAGAAGAAGAAGAGCUCGUGGAGUGAUCAAAUUAUAGAUAAUAUAAGUUAUUAGAAGUUCAAGGUCUACUUUGUAAAUAUGUUAACCUAGAGUGCUCAGUUAUGUACGUGUAUAUAUACUCUACUACAAGUCUAAUAAGAGAUAUCACUUUUCAUAAUCCUAUAUGAUUUCACACACCGGUUCCUCAACUCUCUCAACUCCUACUCGCAACUUAUCAUUGCAUAAAAUCUUAUAUGUUCCUGAUGUUGACAAGAACAUUAUCUCUGUCUAUCGUUUAUGCAAUUCUAAUGGAGUUUCGGUUGAAUUUUUCUCUGCCUCCUUUCAGGUGAAGGAUCUCAGCACGGGGGUCCCAUUGCUCCAAGGCAAGACUAAGAAUGAACUCUAUGAAUGGCCAGUCACUCCUGCUCAGGCAACGGCACUGGUUACUGCAUCCAACCCCAAAACCUCUCUGUUUUCAUGGCAUUCUCGGCUCGGCCAUCCAUCUUUUUCAAUUCUAAACACUAUUGUCUCUCAGUUUUCACUUCCUAUUUGUUCAACUACUCAAAAACAGCUUUCUUGUUCUCAAUGUUUGAUUAAUAAGAGCCAUAUAUUACCCUUUACAAACACAUCUAUUACUUCUCAUAAACCCCUUGAAUAUAUAUUUUCAGAUGUAUGGUCAUCUCCUAUAACCUCUGUUGACAAUUAUCGGUAUUAUGUUGUCUUUAUUGACCACUAUUCUCGCUAUACAUGGCUCUAUGCUUUGAAAAAGAAAUCACAAGUGAAGGAAGUGUUCAUCGCAUAUAAAGCUUUGGUGGAGAACAGGUUUCAAACAAAAAUCAAGACACUCUUUUCUGACAAUGGCGGAGAGUAUGUUGCUCUACGAGCAUUUCUUUCAGAACACGGCAUCAGUCACCUCACUUCUCCACCACACACACCUAACACAAUGGUCUUUCGGAGAGGAAACAUCGACACAUUGUCGAGACAGGCCUCACACUUGUUUCAACUUCAACAAUGCCGCGAGAAUACUGGACGUAUGCCUUCUCUGCUGCUGUCUACCUGAUAAACCGCUUACUCUCCCCAACAAUCGCAAUGCAGUCGCCAUAUCAGAAAUUAUUUGGUCAGACACCAAACUAUGAGAAGCUUAGAGUAUUUGGAUGCCUAUGCUUCCCGUGGUUACGGCCUUAUACUGAUCAUAAGCUGCAGCCUCGGUCAAAAGAAUGUGUUUUCAUUGGCUACUCAUUGACACAAAGCGCAUACUACUGCCUUGAUGUGUCCACUGGUCGUGUCUAUACAUCUAGACAUGUGCAGUUUGUGGAAACAGAGUUCCCGUUCACCAAACUGAGUAAAGCUGAUCAUCCUAAGUCUUCGUCUUCUACUACCUAUGCUCCUCCAGCCUCCACCAUACCAAUGGGAAGAGUGGGACCCUCGAGCACAGACCUUCACCCGUCGCAGUCACAGACUCCCACAGCUCAGGUAUUGCCUUCUAUCUCUGAACCUACACUCUCUUCUUCAACCUCUGAGCCCACUGCUCAUUCUCAAAAUGAGUCAACACCCAUGACUCAGCCACAACCUAUUAUCACAGAGCCCACUGCUCAACAACAAAAUGAGUCGACACCCACGACUCAGCCAUUACCCACCACAAAUCAACCUGCUCCCUCUCCAGCCGUGCCUUUAGAAACCAGUGAAACAGAAAAUCCAGUUACAGAACAACCACAAAAUGUCCACAAAAUGCAAACUAGAGCCAAAAACAAGAUUAUUAAACCGAUACAGAAACUCACUCUUACUGUUGCAGGAAAGAAAGGUGAUGCUACUGAACCAACAACAAUUAUACAAGCUAUGAAACAAGACCGUUGGAGGAAGGCUGCAAUCGCUGAAUUUGAUGCUCAUAUAGCAAAUCAUACUUGGGAUCUUGAACCACCGAAUGAAGCACAAAAUGUUAUUGGAUGCCGAUGGGUAUUCACAACAAAAUAUCUCGCGAAUGGUGAAGAAGAGCGUUCCAAAGGAAGAUUGGUUGCUAAGGGCUACACACAAAGAUAUGGAGUGGACUACUCUGAAACCUUCAGUCCGGUGAUUAAAUCUACAACCAUACGCCUUGUCAUUGACAUUGCAGUCACGAAGUCUUGGCCACUCAAGCAACUGGAUAUCAAUAAUGCAUUUCUACAAGGUGACUUAAUAGAGGAAGUCUACAUGAUGCAACCCCCUGGUUUCGUAGACAAAGAUCGUCCUGGUUAUGUUUGUCGUCUGCGAAAACCAAUUUACGGCCUUAAACAAGCUCUGCGCUCAUGGUAUAUGUCACGUAAACGCCAUCUCCUCACCACUGGCUUUGUUAACUCCUCUGCUGAUGCUUCCCUGUUUGUCCACACCACUGGCAACACGAUCACUUAUGUCUUGGUAUACGUUGACGACAUUAUUGUCACAGGGAACGAUAAUCACCAAAUACAAACUGUUCUCCACUCUUUUGCUGCUCGCUUCUCAAUCAAAGACCCUGUUGAUCUACACUAUUUCCUCGGCAUUCAGGUUACUAGAACCGACUCUGGUGUACAUCUCUGUCAACAGAAAUACAUCAAUGAUCUCCUACAUAAGGCCAAUAUGACAGAUGCGAAACCUAUCGCUACACCGGUUCCCACUACACCUAAACUCAAGCUUGAUAGCGACAGUCCUCUUCAAGAUGCGACACAAUAUAGGUCAGUGGUUGGCAGCUUACAAUAUUUGGCCUUCACCAGACCAGAUAUCUCGUAUGCCGUAGCUCGACUCUCUCAGUUUAUGCACAAACCAACUGGAGAUCAUUGGCAGGCAGCAAAGCGAGUCCUCCGAUACUUGUCUGGUACGCGAUCACAUGGUAUCUUCUUACACAAGAAAACACCUCUUACACUACAUUCUUUUUCUGAUGCGGAUUGGGCCGGUGACACAGACGAUUAUGUCUCCACAAACAGGUAUAUCAUCUACUUAGGACAGAAUCCGAUCUCCUGGUCUUCAAAGAAACAGAAAGGGGUGGCGCGCUCGUCUACUGAAGCUGAAUAUCGAGCUGUAGCAAAUACAGCUUCCGAAGUCACAUGGCUAUGCUCGCUUCUAUCAGAACUACAAAUUCAGCUUCUCUCUCCUCUGGUCAUAUAUUGUGAUAAUGUUGGAGCUAUGUAUCUGUGUGCUAACCCAGUUUUCCAUUCCAAAAUGAAGCACAUUGCUUUGGACUAUCACUUCACACGAAACAUGAUUCAAGCAGGUAGGCUCCGGGUAACACAUGUAUCUACUCAUGAUCAGUUAGCGGACACGCUCACAAAACCACUCCCAAGAAGUCAGUUUCAGCAUGCUUGUUCCAAGAUUGGAGUGUGCUCAGCCCCUCCAUCUUGA
Brassica rapa (field mustard) is the source of this 6589-nucleotide messenger RNA. RefSeq names its product retrovirus-related Pol polyprotein from transposon RE2. Lineage: Eukaryota; Viridiplantae; Streptophyta; Magnoliopsida; Brassicales; Brassicaceae. The record is from RefSeq and is a predicted model, not a curated record.